AUGAUUGCUCGCCUUUUACGUAUGGUAUGCUGUGCAAAUCCAAGUGAAGGAGUGGCUCGACAGCGGAUGCAGGUAACACACGUAGGCGAAACGGCAAGAUGUUUCCUUCACCUGUCGUUUCCCAUGGCUUCCGACGUGGCCGUGUCGCGUGAAUGA
Messenger RNA from Purpureocillium lilacinum, 156 nucleotides. Lineage: Eukaryota; Fungi; Ascomycota; Sordariomycetes; Hypocreales; Ophiocordycipitaceae. The record is from RefSeq and is a predicted model, not a curated record.